Molecule: messenger RNA, 3979 nt
Organism: Caenorhabditis elegans
Lineage: Eukaryota; Metazoa; Nematoda; Chromadorea; Rhabditida; Rhabditidae
Gene: rom-4
Product: Peptidase S54 rhomboid domain-containing protein
Exons: 14
Coding region: 1-3612 (1203 amino acids)
Cellular component (GO): membrane; endoplasmic reticulum membrane
Molecular function (GO): serine-type endopeptidase activity
Source: RefSeq, marked reviewed
AUGGCAUCAGCAGGAACGCCAGGAUCACGUAGAGGACAGCAGGAAAAUACUCCAUUAUCCGGUGAAAAAACGAACGAAAGACCUCCAUUAAAUAGGGAUUCUAGUUUAAUCCAACAAUUCUCGCAUUUUAUUGGAAUAUCGGGUGGAAAUAAGGAUGGAAAUGAGGAAAAGACCAAUUGGAACGCCAAAAGACUCCGCCACAUCAAAAAUCGAUACAGCCUGAAAGAGGAUGAAGUUAACAAAUUUGUCGUCCGAAAUCAAUCUGUCGAAUCUGGAGCCGUCGGAGCAUCAGCUGCUCCAACUCCAUCAUCAAUUGUAGAAGAUAUCGAAAAAGGAAUAAUCAAGCCGUUGUCCACGAGGACUCCAAUUGGUAGAGCACCAAUUGGACCGACGCCUUCUCUUCCAAAUUAUGCAUCGUCGAGUUUUGAAAGUGGUGGUGGUGGAGCUCAUGGAAGAUCUCGAGCUGAUAGCUUUUCGCAGACAGCAGCGGAUCUAUCACAAAGCCAGACACGACUAUCCAAAUCGUCACAAAAACAACGAGAAUCCGUUCCGUCUGCCAUAAUUAAUUCGGUGUCGAAUUUCGUUAAAAAAGGCUCCCUAAUCAACAAAAAACGUCUAAAAUUUCACUCUUCAUUCGCCUCAAAAUGCUCAUUCGACCUGGAUAUGGUGUCAGAAGCCGCCGCCGCAGAUUUAACAGAAAUUCCAGAUGAAUUUUCUUCCCAGCAACCUGAAACUGGAUCACCAUCAGCUGGUGGUGGUCUUGUAUUUAAAUCUUCCACCACUACAACUGGAGAAUCCUUUGAGAUGAAGCCGAUUUUUGGGAAAACUAGCAAAGAAUCCGAGCUUAUCACUAGUGGAAUACCUGAGGAAACGUCGUUUGAAGUGGAAAUUGAAGAAAUGGGAGAUAUUGAUGAAGCUCAGGGUGGAGAAAUGGAUCCAUCAGCCAUGUCCCGAAUGACUGCAAAAGUGCGUAAAAAGUCAUCGAUUCGAGUUCCCCCGCUGGCCCGGUUCACAGAUGAAGCCUCCUCACUGACGAGCAGCCGAAGUGCUCCAAUUGUUCAACGAUGCAACAAGACAUUAUCUGUACAACAACCUGAAAGACCAAGUGAUUUAGCUGAAGGAACUAAACCAAUUAUACAUCCAUCUGCAUCACUUCCCGGAAGAGUUGGAAAAAGUAGUUUUUUGAAAAAGAAAUCAUCAUCAACACAGGAAGAUGUGGUGCUGGAGUUGUUGGCUGAAGAAUCAGAGCAAAAGGAUUUGGAGGAUGGAAGGAUGGAGGAUGUUGCUGGACCGAGUUUUAGGAUUAGAAGUCGGAAGCCCACGCAUCCAGCCAUCGAACGUUCCAUUUCCCUAAUCGAUGAGGUGUUUUUCGACACUCCACCACCUCAUCUUCGCCCAAUACCUCCAGAACUUCAAGGCCCCGCCGGAAUGCCGGCGCCUGAACUAGAAGCCUAUCAUCCAGACAUUGCACAGUCUCCGCCGACGUCUGCAAAGCUUGCCGCCCCCUCGAAAAGUAGCCCGUUUCCAUAUGAAACAGCGAAAAUUUCAGUUGUACCGGAAGUUGUCGGCUAUCAUCAGGCUGGAAAUAUUAGCUAUAUCGAUGUUGGCGAUAGUACGAUUAAUAGGCCGAAGCCUACGGUUUUAGGGGAGCGGCAGGCUCUUGUGGCCAGUAAAAGGCCUGAUAGAGUGCUUAUGCAAGAACCAUCCACAUCAUCCCGCCGUGGUGUCCUAAAACGUCAGCACACAAUUGAGCCCAUUGAUGACGUCAAAUAUCGUGUCAGGCAUGAGCAAAUGUCCAAAUUCACUCAACACAUCAAAUCAAGAAAAGAGGAUCAAAAACGUCAACGUGGCAUUGGUCGGGUCGGCCAGUGGAUGGGAAGGUCCUACAAAGAUAAUUUAUCCAAGGAAACCCGAAAAAUGUUGGCCGAGGGUACCGAUGAGCGUCCAUGGUUCACCUACUGGAUCACCACUAUUCAAAUAUUCGUCUGCCUCCUAAGCCUAUUACUCUACGGAUUCGCCCCGUUCGGCCUAGGAAUGGAAGAUAUCAAGGGUGACGUCAUGGACACGACUCUAUCAAGCCGACGAGUCUCCUACUUGGAGCAGGCCAAUCCAUGGAUCGGGCCACACUACGCAGAUCUUAUCCGGCUUGGAGCGGUCUACUCGCCUUGUAUGCGUCGGGAAUUCGGCCUAUGGGAGGCUAUCGAGGAGGGCAGACGGAUUGAGAAUCGGACUGGAUGCUGUAUUGCUAAUGAUCAUAGUGGAUGCUAUCAGAGUAGCGAGUCGAUUUGUCCGCGCAACGUGGCCCGAUGGCUCCGAUGGGACAAACCUCCAGUGGCGGCGUCCAAGAAGAAGAACUUCCUAACCCACAAAUCGAAAUCCGACUCGGAUCUGCUCCACGGCCUGAACAUGUCCGACUUCUCCGCUCUCUCCACAAAAACUUGGACCCAACCCCGGAAAUCCGGCGCAGUCUGCGGUCAGGAUCCUUCCUAUUGUGAUCUACCGCUGUCCGUAGCUCCCUACGAAUGGCCGGAUGACAUCACACAAUGGCCGAUAUGCCGGAAGAAGCACGAAGGCGCCGGGCUCCCCGAGCACGUGACCUGUCAGGUUACAGGCCGCCCGUGUUGUAUUCAGCUUCAGGGUCUUUGUAGGAUUGCUACAAAGCAGUAUUGCGAUUUUGUACGGGGGCAUUGGCAUGAGAAUGCGACACUUUGCAGUCAAGUCAACUGUUUCUCCGGGGUGUGUGGAAUGGUUCCCUUCUUUUUCGGUGAUAAUCCCAAUCAAUUCUAUCGGCUCUUCACGUCACUAUUCGUCCACGCAGGAGUCAUCCAUUUGGCACUUUCCCUACUGUUUCAGUAUUAUGUGAUGAAGGACCUCGAGAACCUCAUUGCCUCCAAGAGAAUGGCGAUUUUAUAUUUUGCAAGUGGAAUCGGUGGAAACCUGGCGUCUGCCAUAUUUGUACCGUAUAAUCCAGCUGUCGGACCUUCCAGUGCACAGUGUGGGAUUCUGGCGGCGGUUAUUGUCGAGUGUUGUGAUAAUAGACGAAUCAUAAAAGAGUUCAAGUGGGCUCUCGUUCAACAUUUAAUCGUUACACUGCUUGUUUUAUGUAUUGGAUUUAUUCCAUGGGUCGAUAAUUGGGCACAUCUUUUUGGAACAAUUUUUGGGUUAUUAACUACUAUAAUAAUCUUCCCAUAUCUCGACUUUGGAGAUGACAAUAACAAUAAUAGGGAUCCUUCUCCAAACACAGUACCCAAUACACCACUGAUGCCACGUGGCUCAAUGAGCACAAUGAUUAAUAUUGCGGAAACGCCGACAAUGACAGCUCAAGGAUACAGUCAACUGGCUAAUGGACUCCCAUCGUCUGGAGAACCCGAUGGAACGACUGUCUCCACGGUUCGAUGGAUCUGGAGAACUCUACGCGAAAAAUUUAAAAAUAAACGAACGUUCUACGUGCUCAUCUCGACAAUUGUGCUCUCUUUCCUACUUUUCAUCCUAUUCGUUGUUUUCUUUGGAAAUGUUCAAUUUGAUUGUCCAUGGUGCAUUUAUUUCAAUUGUCUACCCGUAUUUGAAUGUCAUAAUCAAGGUCAAAAACUCAAAAAGUGGCUUCCAAUUUGAAUUUGAACUUUUUAUAUCAUUUUUACUCAUUUUUUUCUAUUUUUUUCUGAAUUUAUAUCAAUUUUUUCCCCGAUUCCUCAUCAUAUCUCUACUUUAAACUCCGACUCCAACAUCGCCCAAUACUUUAAUUAAAUGCUCAAAAAAUCUCGAAAAUUUUCCCUUACCAAAGUGUGUUUCAAAUGUGUUUCAGCCAGCAAGCUCCUUACUUUGUGAUAAUUUUUCCCAAAAUUUAGUGUUUGUUUUAUCAAUCCCACCGAUUCUUUUUAUUUCCAGUGUGCCAAUUUGUGAUACUUUUCUUGUGAAAUAAAUUUUAUAGUCAAACAAUUUUUUGUUAACUCUGAAAUAUAAUAAAAAUUUGCAGAAAUUA